Molecule: messenger RNA, 1626 nt
Organism: Rhinocladiella mackenziei CBS 650.93
Lineage: Eukaryota; Fungi; Ascomycota; Eurotiomycetes; Chaetothyriales; Herpotrichiellaceae
Exons: 3
Coding region: 1-1626 (541 amino acids)
Biological process (GO): transmembrane transport
Molecular function (GO): transmembrane transporter activity
Source: RefSeq, a predicted model, not a curated record
AUGGCAGAAACCACAAACGAGAAGCAAGCGGUUCCUGUUGGAGGAGGUGAGGCUAUGUUACAGCCGUUGAAUGAAAAGCUUGAAGAGAGUACAGCUGCACCUCCUCCACCAACAGUGGAAAAUAUGAUCACACGAGAUGGAUUUCGCGUCCAUCCACAACCGACCAGUGAUCCCUUGGAUCCUCUCAACUGGUCUAGCUUUCAAAAGCACUCGAUUCUUGCCAUCGUCAUGUUCAAAUACUUCAUGUUUACAUACAUAACCACCACUACAGUCGCCAGUUUUCCUGAUUUACAGGAGCAAUACGAUAUCACCUACUCGCAAGUCAACUGGACUGUCGCAAUCCCCGCGCUGGGGCUCGCUGUCGGUCCAUUGAUCUUCAGCUCGCUUGCCGACAUUUUCGGCCGUCGUCUUGUAUUCAUCAUUGGCACGAUCAUGGCUCUGGCAUCGACCGUCGGCGCUGCCAAAGCUUCCAACUACGGCGGAUAUAUGGCUGCACGCUUCUUUCAAGGCUUAGGCGUAUCUCCAGCGUCAACCGUCGGUUUGGCCGCCAUCAAUGAUAUGUUCUACGAGCACCAACGAGGGCAGAAAAUCGGACUCUGGGUCCUGGCAAUCGACAGCGGUUUACUAGUUGGUCCGAUCAUCGGCGGGUUCAUGAAUAUUGUCUCGACUGCCUGGAUCCAAUGGUUGACAGCCAUCUUCUUUGGCGUACUCCUUGUUCUCGAAAUCUUCUUUUUGCCUGAAACGCUGUAUCCGCGAAAUCACAUGCUAGCCAAACUACCCAUGGCGACCGCCUCGGACGAAACGGGUGUUGAUAUCGAGAAAGUCGGCCGAAGACGGAGCGAUGCAGGAUCUGUCGACUUGCCACGAACCAAGAAACUCCCCUUCAUCAACAUCAAGCCUGUCCCUGGCAUGCGCCAUCCAGCCGUCUACGACUCGAUCCUCCGCUUCGUCCUAACCUUGAAAUUCCUCGCUGUCACCAUUGCCGUCGUGACGUAUUGCUUCCUCUGGUACUGGUGGGUGCUGAGCGUGAUCACGAUGCUCCCGGCCGCGUAUCUGGACUAUAAACCGCAAAUUCAAGGGCUCCUCUUCAUUGGACUCCUCCUCGGUACGUUGUUUGCCGAAGUCUUCUUGGGCGGCCACCUCAGCGACAUUGUGUGCUCGCGACUGGCGAAGCGAAAUGGAGGCGUCCGGAUUCCCGAGAUGCGCCUCUGGUUGAUCUUCCCAGCUGGCCUGCUGAGUGCCAUCGGCUUAAUCGUGUGGGGAAUCAGUGUCGAUAGGGCCUAUCACUGGAUGGUUGGGCAGGUCGCCUUUUUCCUGUUCGCUGCAGGAAUCCAGAUGGGAAACACAGUUGUCUGUGCCUAUAUUGUCGACUGCUAUCCGCUGCAGAGCAUGAGCAUGAUCACAUUCUACGCUGUACUGCUGAACUUGUCCGCCUUUAUCAAUCCGUUCUUCAUUGCCCCCUGGCAGACCGAUUCGGGCUGGACCUGGUGCUUCGCUGCCCAAGGAAUCAUCGUCUUUUUUGGCGCACUCCCUAUCUUCGCCUUUCUACAUAAAUUUGGCCCUAUGUUGAGAUCCAAGACCGGGACACCUUCUUGGGUCAAUCCGGAGUUCGAUGCGUCGCUGUAG